This is a messenger RNA of Phascolarctos cinereus (koala), 822 nucleotides long. NCBI's taxonomy places the organism in Eukaryota, Metazoa, Chordata, Mammalia, Diprotodontia, Phascolarctidae. The record is from RefSeq and is a predicted model, not a curated record.
GAGGGGGUUGGGGUUAGUUGUGUGUUAGACUCAGCGCCACGGUGUUAGCUGAGCUCAGGUGUCCCGGGUCCGUGGCUAGCUUCUGCCUGCUUCAGCCUUGUUGGUCCGGGCCUCUGGGAGAUGACAACUCUUCCCUCCCGAGUAUCCUUCUCGGCCUCUUUCUUCCGGCACCCUCUGUCGUUGGGGCAGGAUGAGGUGGCCUGUUUAGAAGUGCCCCCCGGCUCCUCUGGGACCUGCUGGGUUGGACUUGCCCGGCGCGUGUGGAGCCCCGAGCGUCCUCCCUUCCCGGCCAGAGCCCGGAGGCUACUGGACUGCCCGGGAUUGGCUGAGAAUAUGGGGCUCCCAGAAGCCCCAUCCCAGUGCUCCGCCGCUUAUGUCCCGUGGCUUCAGUGUGGGUUUGUGCCUCCGAACCCCGAAAGGAAGUUUUCCCGGUCCAUUUGGCUUUUCGUGGUUUCCCGGUCCCAAAGAAAGACGCAUCAGUUGUUUGUUUCUUCCCUACCUGGAAGGGGCUGUGUCUCCGGGUCAAGACUGAUAAAAAUGCUCGUCACACUUCUUUUCACCAUUUUGGUCCCUUGCUGCUCCUUGACUCCAGUUUCAUUCAGUUCAGCAGCUCUUCCAAGUGCUACAGGCAGUCACCAUCAUCCAGGAACUUCUCCUUUGAGCUCAGGAGACUUGGUCCAGGAAAGCCUCCAUCUCUUUACCAUUGCACUGCCCUGCUGCCAACUUGUGGCCUGGCCUGAGAACUUAUUUGCUGUCUUCCACCUCCUUGAAGCUGCAGAAGUUGGAGCCAAGAUGGCAGAGAAAAUGCAGGGACUUCCCUGA